Messenger RNA from Ceraceosorus guamensis, 1880 nucleotides. RefSeq lists its product as hypothetical. The record is from RefSeq and is a predicted model, not a curated record. Bases 377 to 1717 code for a protein of 446 amino acids. The transcript has a single exon. NCBI's taxonomy places the organism in Eukaryota, Fungi, Basidiomycota, Exobasidiomycetes, Ceraceosorales, Ceraceosoraceae.
GUCCACAUUGCUUGCCAGGCGUGUGUCAAGCAAGACCUUGAUCUCAGAUUGAGCACAAUCACAGGAAAACUACAAGAGCGUCCUUGCGGCACCCCACUAUCUGGCCUUUUGCAAGCCUGAGCGGAGAGGAGAGGAGGUGUGCGCGCAGCCUACAUUCUGAUUGGCGAUAUAGCGAAUUUGGGAUUUGGCGCGCGCGCAUUGGUGUUCGGUUCGGCCGGGGGACGUAAGAAUGAGCGCAGGGAGGGUGUGCGACUGGCUGGAAAGCGGAUGGGAUGGGUCCAAGAAUAGAUGGCAGGCGGAGCAGCGUCUUGCUGCGAUUUGUAGACAUGCCACUCGUCAGCCAUCCGCCAGACAUCCUUGGCUCUUCACGCUCGCCAUGAUAGCCGCCGUGGCGGGUGCGACGUGGGUCUUGAAAUGGGCGCGCAAGCUCGUCUGGAGCAGAGACGGUGCCAGCAGCGACCCUGCACGCAAGGAGAGCUACAGGCAUUUUUCUCAUAUUGCGCUCAAUGCAGAAGCGCACUCCGAGUGGAUCAAUAUGGGUCUGUGGGAUAGACCUGCGCUGCAUCAGGACCACAAGCUUGCGCAGCCAGAUCGGUCGUUCGGCACUCUUUCGCAGCACGACCAUACGAGGGAUUGGUGGAACGGUUUUGGACCUAUCGCAUUGCAUCAAGACGCUUUCCUAUCUUCUCCUAACAUUCACGACUUUUUCCCCACCCGUUCCUUUCCAAGGGCGUGUCAAGCGCUCGCCUCUUACCUCAUCCAUCGCGCCUCGCUUCACUUGCCCAGCAAUGUCAAGAUCUACUCCGACCUUCAAGGCUCGACGGCAAACUUGAACGACUUGGCAAUUUUGGACGUGGGACACGGGUGCGGAGAUUCCUUGCUCUUGCUGGCCAGAACAUUGCGACCUCGACGUUUGCAUGGCGUCACCUCCUUGCCCGCACACGCCGACCGAGCUCGCAGCCGUUUGCGCACCUUUUACGAUGCUCGGUCCAGAUCGCUUGCGCAGUGCGAUACACUCUCCACGACAACCUUUGAGCAAACGAACGAAGCGGGUCAGGUAUGGUGUGGAGACGCCAUCGAGUUCCUUGACAGCUAUCAUCGACAGGAUGAAGAGCUCAAAUGGGAGAGGUAUGAUCUGAUCUAUGGACUGGAUUGCGCGUAUCACUUUCGCACGCGGGAGAAGUUUCUGCAGCUGGCGAGCCAAAGGCUCAAGCCGGGAGGUGUGUUGGUGUUGUUCGAUCUCGUCGCAGCUUGGCCGUACCCGCUCGACAGAUCGAAUCAGACGAUCCGCUCCUCAUCUACAAUCUCACCACAACAGUCGUCCAACGACUUCAGCAUAUUUCACGCAGACCACAAAACGCCGAUAGCAUCGCCUCCGACGCUCUCUACCCGUUUGCUGCACAGACUAACCAUGCGUCUUUCCGGAGUGCCUUCCACCAAUCUCAAGGACGUAUCCCAAUACCUCUCCGACCUCAAAGCUGCGGGGUUGCAGCCCGUCGAAGUGCAGGACGUCUCUUCCAGCGUCUUUCCGGGCUUUUCCACCUUCCUUCAGGGUCUGGGCAAAGGCGGAGAGAACACUGUCAGGGAUGAAUGGAAUGCCGACUUUAUCGGUCUGAGGGGCUUUGGAAGGAUCGUCAAUCGCUGGGCAAAAGGAGGAGCCGAAGGAGCUGUGAGAGCCGUCGUCACCACAGCCAAGAAGCCGCGCGAUGCGCAGUGAUCAUUGUGGACACGGAAAGGAGCGCAUGUUCUCAUAUUCGUGAGCCCAUUCUUCGAAAUCUCGCUGAAAAUUGGUGACAAUGAGGAGACCGAGGCCGGACGAUGGCCUAGCGUACAGAUUGUGAUGCACAGAAGCAAAAUCACGACGCUCUUCCAGCUGCUCG